Dermacentor silvarum is the source of this 3849-nucleotide messenger RNA. It is a transcript of the gene Uba2, whose product is annotated as SUMO-activating enzyme subunit 2. The record is from RefSeq and is a predicted model, not a curated record. Bases 130 to 2061 code for a protein of 643 amino acids. Gene Ontology annotation, molecular function: SUMO activating enzyme activity. The transcript has a single exon. Lineage: Eukaryota; Metazoa; Arthropoda; Arachnida; Ixodida; Ixodidae. Gene Ontology annotation, biological process: protein sumoylation. Gene Ontology annotation, cellular component: SUMO activating enzyme complex; cytoplasm.
ACAUAAAUUUUGUUUGUAAACCAAGAAGGUCAAUUUUAUGUAACAAGCUUUAGGUACAGAAGCUCUAGCUUUUAUCUAAUACCAUCUCAUCCGAGAUUGACGAUAGAUGUGAUAGGACCCGUGUGGCCUAUGCAGCUCCGCCCGCUCCGCGAGACUUGCAAGACAACGCCAGACAACGCGCGGCGCGAAGUUUGCAAGAUGGCGGACGCCGGCUUCGUUCAGCGCGUUCAAGAUGUCAAAAAGGCGAACGUUUUAGUUGUCGGUGCUGGCGGUAUUGGUUGCGAGUUACUUAAAGACUUAGUACUUUCCGGCUUCGCCAACAUUGAAGUCAUCGACCUGGAUACGAUAGACGUGAGUAACCUGAACCGGCAAUUUCUGUUCCGGAAGGAGCACGUCGGAAAGCCAAAAGCGUUCAUUGCCAAGGAAAGCGCCGAGAGGCUUGACCCGCGUGUGAAUAUCGUAGCUCACCAUGACAGUAUCGUGAAGCCAGAGUAUGGACUCGACUUCUUCAAACGUUUCGACAUUGUCAUGAACGCUCUCGACAACAGGAGUGCGCGGAGCCAUGUGAAUCGGAUGUGCUUGGCCGCCAAAGUACCGCUGAUCGAGAGCGGCAGCGCCGGGUACUUGGGCCAAGUGACACCGAUAUUCAAAGGACUCACUGAAUGCUACGAGUGCCAGCCGCAGCGUGCUGAAAAGACUUAUCCGGGAUGCACCAUACGCAACACGCCUUCGGAGCCGAUACAUUGUAUUGUAUGGGCGAAGCACCUUUUCAACCAGCUUUUUGGCGAGGCAGACCCUGACGAAGACGUAUCGCCGGACUCGACGGACCCCGAGCUCAGAGGCGAAGUGAGCUUGGACCAAAUGCUCAAGCAACGCACAGACGCCACGGGCAACGUUUGCCGCGUCUCGACGCGGCUUUGGGCCACGCAGUGCGGUUACGACCCGGAGAAGCUCUUCAACAAACUUUUCGGUGGCGACAUACGAUACCUGCUGCAGAUGGAGAAGCUAUGGUCGCGCAGGAAGCCUCCAAUGCCUUUGCAGUGGGACAACUUGCCGGACACAACGGCUUCCAGCAGUGCUGACGCGGCUGACUCUGGCACGCUCGAUCACCGGCGCUGGAGCUUGGACCAGUGCCGCCGAGCUUUUAGCGACUCCGUGGGAAAGCUUAAGGCACGAGCAGUGGAGCUCGGUGAAGGUGACCAGUUAGUGUGGGACAAAGACAACGAUGAAUGCAUGGAUUUUGUGACUGCUUGCGCCAACCUCCGUGCUCACUGCUUUGGAAUUCCUCAGACUAGCAGAUUUAAUGUAAAAGCAAUGGCAGGCAACAUCAUCCCUGCCAUAGCAACAACCAACGCCAUCAUUGCAGGUAUUAUAGUGCUUCAGGCUUUCAAGCUUCUGCAAGGGAAGUUGGAAGAGUGUAGAACAAGCUGCAAACAGGUCUUCUUAAAUAAGCAGCCUUCGUCAACAAAAAAGCUUAUUAUUCCGGCCCAGCUUGUCGAGCCCAAUCCAAAGUGUUACUCAUGCUCAUCAAAGGCAGAGCUCUAUGUUAGUCUUAACACAAAACAGAUGACUGUUGGCACUUUUGAGGAUAAAGUGUUCAAGGAGCAAAUAAGAAUGGCAGCACCUGAUAUAGAGCUUGAUGAUGGCAAAGGGACUAUCCUCAUUUCAAGUGAGGAAGGUGAGACAGAUUCCAAUCGGGCCAUGCAUCUGGCAAGCUUAGGCGUUAUUCAUGGCUCACGACUUCGCUGUGAUGACUUUCUGCAAAAUUUUGAGGUUACGGUUAACAUUGUUCAUGAUGAAAGUAAAGAUGGCACAGGGUUUGAAAUUGCGGGUGAUGUCUCCCAGCUGAAACCCGAUAGUGACAUAGCAGACAGUAAUAACCAUAAUGAAGAGGAUGAGAGCAAAGGGCUGUGUGGCUGCAAUGAUGCUAGUGAUGACGAUUUAUGUGUCAUUGAAGAUGACGUUGAGGAAGUUGGAAAUGACAGAAAAAGUCUGAAACGCAAGAUGACAGACAACACCGAAAACUUGGAUGUCAAGAGGUCCUGUGUUGUCAUUGACUGAUGCUGUCAAAUUAUUUUGAAUCGAAGGGGGUUCCAAGUGCAGAUAUUUUUUUGAAAACACGAUGGAAGUCGCACAUCAUUGUGUUGCACAGCAAGUUCUAAAUUAUAAACCUGUUUACCAUGCACCAUAUUCUCUUGUACAGCAGAUCUUCAGUUUGAGCCAUACUGAAUUGUAACAGUUCUUCAAUAAAUGUCACUUGUUUUAAAAUUGAGUACAUGUUGCAAUACAUUUUGAAGAGAGGCGGCUUGUGGUGUGUGGUACUGCUUUUGUAAGGAAAAUGUUUCCACAUUACUGCAGGCAGCCUUCCUUGCAUGUCUAAAAUCCCAUCCAUAUAUGUUUUCUUAAAGACUACAUCGGGUGAACUUUUUUCAUUGUUGCAGUUCUUGAAGGCCAAUAAUGUUCAGUCUGUUGCACUGCGUCUGGUAUAAGAGCCGUUAAGCAUGGUGCUGGGAUGUCUGCUGUUUGUUACUUCAGUUUAACAGACAGCCCCAUCAGCCUUAAGAACAUUUCUUCCUGCAAACAACAUACAUAACACCGUUAGCAGACACUGGGAGCUUCUGUUUUCAUAUGACGGCCACUGUUUAAUAUUUGAUCACUUUCAAUGCAUGACGUAGAGAGUUCUAGCUUGUCUGUAAACUUAUUGCCAUUUAUGGAUUACCGGGGCUACGGUGACCAGGUAAUUCGUAAAUGGUAAGGAACUUAUGGACAAGCUAAUACCACUGUCACAGGGUCACUUUUGGUCACAAUCGAGCCCAAUCCAGAUCAAAAUUCUCGAGUGUCACUGGCUCUCUUUCACAGCUUCUGCUAAGGAGCCAAUUGCAAUCGACAAAUUCAGUCCCGGCAGAGCUCGAUCAUGAUCAAAUGUGGGCCGUGUGACACCCGUCUAAAACUCUUCUAUAUCAUGCAUUUAAAGUUGACGAAUUACCGGGUUGACUGGAGCCAUGGAAAGCACAGAAAAGCUGGUAGCAACUUCUUGAGAUGCUUUGUUCAAGUACAAUGCAUUUGGAAAAUGUGUUAUGUUAGUGUUCUCAUUGAAGAAAAAUCAUAGAAAAAGACUGCGGCAUAAAUUUUUAUAAUGUUGCUACCAACACUUUCCACCAGUAGUUAAGCAGAAUAUGAAAAGUCACUGCCCUAUAAGCUAUGUCUGCUCACAGGUUAAAUCUCCAAUAACCCGGUAUUCCGCAUGUGGUAAUACUUUACAGACAAGCUAGAACUGUAAUAUUUGAUCUCCAAACAUUAAGAAUAUUUUUGUCUACAAGCUGUAACUAUUAACAUACUGCAUACUUCACACAUAUAGACUUACUUAAUGUCCAGAAGCUUGUGUGCAAUUGUAGCAGAGGUUGAAUUCAGAUAUGUUCCUAUAGCAUGCAGAGUCAAUGCUAAUUAACAAUUUUGUGAAAACCCUAGAAUGAGUGAAUGUUUCAAUCAAAAUAGAUCCUUUGCCUUCAGUCGUUCCCUUCGUGUACAAUUCCAAGAGUUUCAAGUGACUAGAAGAAAAUGAAAUGGAACCUUGAAGGUCAACAAAACAUACUGCUUUAGUUGUACAUCUGUGUUGCUUCUGAAACAUGUCUGUCGAGGCCACUGAAGCAAGCAAACAACAAAAUGUAUAUUGAGAAUAAAGCUUUAUUUUAAAAACAUGAUGAGAGUCUAACAUGAUGAAAGUGGAACGCGAGGAGGAGCUUGCCUGUCACUAAAUGCAGCACUCCUCAUACUCUUUGGCUUGCUGGUUAUUUGUAUGUGUACAGCAACUCUGCUUUGAUGACAUAACUAACUUCAUCCUUUUAUGUU